GCUGUUCUCCGGGCACUCCUACCCCAUCUUCCUGGCGGGGCUUAGAUGCUCCUGCCUCUUCCACCAGCAACUCUUCCCCUGCAUGCUCCAGGGAGGAUGGAGGCCUCCGGGCACCCCCAGGCCAGGAGAUGCUGCCCAGAGGCCCUGGGAAAGCUCUUUCCUGGCUUCUGCUUCCUCUGCUUUCUGGUGACCUACGCCCUGGUGGGUGCUGUGCUCUUCUCUGCCAUUGAGGAUGGCCAGGUCCUGGUGGCAGCAGAUGAUGGAGAAUUUGAGAAGUUCUUGGAGGAGCUCUGCAGAAUCUUGAACUGCAGUGAAACGGUGGUGGAAGAUAGGAAACAGGAUCUCCAGGGGCAUCUGCAGAAGGUGAAGCCUCAGUGGUUUAACAGGACCACAAACUGGUCCUUCCUGAGCUCGCUCUUUUUCUGCUGCACAGUGUUCAGCACCGUGGGCUAUGGCUACAUCUACCCUGUCACCAGGCUUGGCAAGUACUUGUGCAUGCUCUAUGCUCUCUUUGGUAUCCCCCUGAUGUUCCUCGUUCUCACGGACACAGGUGACAUCCUGGCAACCAUCUUAUCCACAUCUUAUAAUCGGUUCCGAAAAUUCCCUUUCUUUACCCGCCCCCUCUCCAAGUGGUGCCCCAAAUCUCUCUUCAAGAAAAAACCAGAACCCAAGCCCGCAGAUGAAGCUGUCCCUCAGAUCAUCAUCGGUGCUGAAGAGCUUCCAGGCCCCAAACUUGGCAAAUGUCCUUCACGCCCAAGCUGCAGCAUGGAGCUGUUUGAGAGAUCUCAUGCGCGAGAGAAACAGAACACACUGCAACUUCCCCCACAAGCCAUGGAGAGGAGUAACUCGUGUCCUGAACUGGUGUUGGGGAGACUCUCAUACUCCAUCAUCAGCAACCUGGAUGAAGUUGGACAGCAGGUGGAGAGGCUGGACAUCCCUCUCCCUAUCAUUGCCUUUAUUGUUUUUGCCUACAUUUCCUGUGCAGCCGCCAUCCUCCCCUUCUGGGAGACACAGUUGGAUUUUGAGAAUGCCUUCUAUUUCUGCUUUGUCACGCUGACCACCAUUGGGUUUGGGGAUACUGUUUUAGAACACCCUAACUUCUUCCUGUUCUUCUCCAUUUAUAUCAUCAUUGGAAUGGAGAUUGUGUUCAUUGCUUUCAAGUUGGUGCAAAACAGGCUGAUUGACAUAUACAAAAAUGUUAUGCUAUUCUUUGCAAAAGGGAAGUUUUACCACCUUGUUAAAAAGUGAAGGGUUCAUUAUCUCUCAGAUGACAGACACUGGCUGAGCUGGUUUUCUUGUGUUGUCUUUCAGGGUCAUGUAGCCUGUCACCUGAGACCCUGAGUCUUGGAGGCAAAUCCCUUAUGAGAGCCGAGUUCACUCUUGAGGCCCUGCAGAAAUUUGGCCAAUGCCCUUUGUGUCAGGGCAUUAGGAAAAAAACUAUCACCAUUCCCCAAAGUCCAAUUAAUGUAUCUGUCCUCCUUUUUUAAAUGCACCACCUCACGUAGAUGAAGCAACCUUAUGGAUGCCACUGCUUUUCUUGAAAUAUGAGAAACAAAACACCUUUAUUCUUGGAAGUUGUACUUUCAGUUAAAUUAAAAUCUUCCUGAGCUGUUCUUUGUUACCCAAAAAAGAACUAGUGUGAACAUCCUCUUUUCUUGAAUGACUGCAUGAGUGCAUGUAAGACCAGCCCAAUCCCAGCCCCUGUAAAAUACACAGAUGUUGGGUGUCACCAAAAUGGUAAAGUAGAAGCAAUCUGGCUUCACUGCCCCCCAUAGAAAACCAACAACAACGAUCUAGUGCCAAGAUGAUAAACACCAAUAUCCCAGAACUCAAAACUGAGGCUUUGACAAAUCCUGGGGCCACAGAAAAGUGAAAAACUGUGAGCAGAAGGUAGUGAAAUGGACUCCUCUGUAACAUCCCUUCCCCAAACCGUAAGUCACCAUGCAGAAAAGUUCCCUGGACAUUUCUACACUGGAAAAAGUAAGAUCAAGGCAGCCAGCCAACUUCAUCAUCUUGACUACCUACUCAGGAAAGUAUUCCUGCCUCAACCCACAGGAAGAAUCAUGAAUACCUGUAGGGUGAGGGACCCCUGAAAGCCUCUGGAGUCACAUAGACAGUGGAGGUGGGGCUAGCAGCCUAGUGCGUGAAACUCUGGGGCUACUAUUCAUCUCAGACAAAUAAGACCCUGAAUCAGAGAGGUGGUUCAAGCAGCAUCACAUUGUAAGAGGCACUCUCCACAGGCCCUCUGGUCAUGAACCCCUAGCCAGCCUCCCCACACAGCUGUAGAAUCCCCUUUGAUGCCCUUUAUCUGUGAAAAGGCAGAGCUUUGAACUUUUGCAAGAGUCAUGACAAACCUGGGCGUAGGGUGCUAUUUAGUGCUGAAAAGGAGGCAGUGAUCUAGAGCUAAAGGAAUCAGUAGACAAAGUGCACAGAACAUCUAAACACACAUAUGCUAAAGAGACAAAACUAACCCAGGCAGCAAAGACUGGAAUAAAUAAUCUUCAAUGUGAAGACAUAUGUGUACAUGCAUAAGAAACUGCUAACAUCAGGAACCAUGACUUCUUCAAAUGGACAAAGCAAGGAGCCAGUGAGUAAUUGACCCAAACAAGAUGGCAAUCUGUGAGCUCACGAAUCAGGAAUUCAAAAUAGCAGUCUUGAGGAAACUCAGCAAACUCCAAGGUAACACAGAAAAGCAAUUCAGAAACUUAUCAGAGGAAUUUAACAAAGAGAUUAAAAUAAUUUUAAAAAUAUCAAACAAAAAUCUUGGAACUGAGAAGUACAUUAGCUGAACUAAAAAACACAUCACAAGGUCUCAACAACAGAACAGACCAAGCAGAAGAAAUAAUUAAUGAACUCAAAGACAGGCUAUUUGAAAAUACACAGUCAGAGGAGAGAAAA
Macaca mulatta (Rhesus monkey) is the source of this 2898-nucleotide messenger RNA. RefSeq names its product potassium two pore domain channel subfamily K member 18 (gene KCNK18). Gene Ontology annotation, molecular function: potassium ion leak channel activity; outward rectifier potassium channel activity. Lineage: Eukaryota; Metazoa; Chordata; Mammalia; Primates; Cercopithecidae. Gene Ontology annotation, biological process: stabilization of membrane potential; potassium ion transmembrane transport. Gene Ontology annotation, cellular component: plasma membrane. The record is from RefSeq and is a predicted model, not a curated record.